UUUCAUUUCUCUCUCCUGCUUCCAGCGAUGGCAUCUGCUGAUCUGAGACAGGAGCUGCACUGUUCCAUCUGCCUGAGCAUUUAUACAGAUCCUGUAACCCUGAGAUGUGGCCACAACUUCUGCCGGGUCUGUAUUGAUCGUGUGCUGGAUACACAGGAGGGGGCUGGAGCUUAUAUCUGUCCUGACUGCAGAGCAGAGUGUCAGGAGCGUCCUGCACUGAUACGGAACAUUCCUCUGUGUAACAUAGUGGGGAGGUUCCUGUCUACUCGGCCAGAUCAGGAGGAGACUGGGAUCUUCUGCACGUACUGUGUGGACUCUCCUGUACCUGCUGCUAAAUCCUGUCUGCAUUGUGAGGCUUCUCUGUGUGAUGAUCACCUGAGAGUACACAGCAAGUCAGCAGCACACGUCUUAUCUGAUCCCAUCACUUACCUGGAGAACAGAAAAUGCGCCAUCCAUAAGGAGCUCUUUAGAUAUUAUUGCAGUGAGGACGCUGCCUGUAUUUGUGUGUCCUGCUGUCUGACUGGGGAACACAGAGGACAUCAAAAGGAGUUGUUGAAUGAGGCCUCUGAGAAGGAGAAGCUGAGGAGUGUUCUGCAAAAACUGACCACAAAGAGAGCGGAGACUGAGAAAAGAGUCCAGAGACUGCAGGAGCGCAGGAGAGAAGAUCAGGGAAAAGCAGCCGGUGUAACAGAGACAGUCACUGCCCUGUUCAGAGACAUCAGGAGACAGCUGGAAGACCUGGAGAAGAGAGUCCUGAGUGAGAUGUCCAGGCAGGAACAGCGCGUUUCACUCUCAGUCUCUGAUCUGAUCCAGCAGCUGGAAAUAAAGAAGGACGAGCUGUCUGGGAAGAUGCGUCACAUUGAGGAGCUGUGUAACAUGUCUGAUCCAGUGACUGUCUUACAGAAACCAGACACCGGGGACUUGUGUGAUACUGAGGACACAGAGAGACAUGAUACCCAGGUCCGUGGUGCAGGAGAUCUGAAUGUGGGUCUCAUCUCAGGGACAUUACACACAUUAUCUGAUAUAAUAACAGGUAUAAAUACAGGGAUUUAUGUGCAGGAAGCUACAGACCUAUUACUGGAUGUAACCACAGCUGCUAAUAAUAUACAGAUAUCAGGUGACAGGAAAACUGUAUUGUGCUCAGAUAUAGAAAAUAAACACCCAGUAACACCAGAGAGAUUUCAGUAUCCUCAGGUAAUAAGCACCAGGGGAUUCUCCUCAGGGCGACAUUACUGGGAGGUGGAUGUCAGCAAAUCAGUGAGGUGGAGGGUGGGGAUGUGUUACCCCAGUAUAUACAGGGGAGGAGGUCAGUCACUCAUUGGUCGUAAUAACAAGUCCUGGUGUCUGUGUAGGUAUAAUAAUCAGUUCUCAGUGCUACAUGACAGCAGAGAGAUCCAAUUACCUGGCAAUAUCCUCUGUGACAGAGUGAGGGUAUAUCUGGAUUAUGAGGCAGGACAGCUGUCCUUUUAUUCUCUGUGUGACCCCAUCAGACACUUACACACCUACACUGCCGUCCUCACUGAGCCCCUCCAUGCUGCAUUAUGGGUAGGGAGAGGUUGUAUUAUGUUAUCUCGGCGAGUCAGGGGAAAUUACCAUAAUGAUAUAAAUCUGCACAGAGACUGGUGGCGCCACAGGGAGGGAAACCCGAUUGAUUAACAAUGCUGAUCUCCUGUGUUAUUGUAGAUAUUAGAUUAACAGGUGCCCACUUUCCCAGAUUUGCCAUAUUGUUGGUGUGUUAAUGUGUGGCCAGCAGAAUUUGCAGAUGCAUAUAUGUUUAUGUGGGAUCUCCAGCAUUACAUCACAGGGGAAGAGCUGUCUACAACUCUCAGCAUCGCUCA
Pseudophryne corroboree (corroboree frog) is the source of this 1838-nucleotide messenger RNA. RefSeq names its product E3 ubiquitin/ISG15 ligase TRIM25-like. The record is from RefSeq and is a predicted model, not a curated record. Lineage: Eukaryota; Metazoa; Chordata; Amphibia; Anura; Myobatrachidae. Gene Ontology annotation, molecular function: zinc ion binding; protein binding. The transcript has a single exon. The coding region runs from base 28 to 1656 and encodes 542 amino acids.